AUGCCCAGUCACAGCGAACGCGCAUCAGCAGGAGGUUCUAACUCUAACGGAUCGGCUCCACCUCUAAAAAUGAAGAGUGCUACGGAUUCCGAGAAAAUCUUAGAUUAUUGGACGAAUCCGGAAGGGAAAAAAUCUACAGAGGAAAAAAAGGACUCGGAUGAUCUUCAUACAGCAAUUGAUGAUGAAAAAGUUGAAAACAAAGUUGUUCUUUCUAUUGUAGAAGAGCCUCCUCUUCUGGCGAAUUUCGAAGAUGAACGACAGAAAAAAGGGAAAAUAGAAGGGGCAAAAAAAGCUGUUGCGCUCCCUCUAGAUCUCACACCAAAAGCCGGCGCACAUUCAGGAGAAAACGCAUCGUUAAGAUCUCCAGAAUGCUUGAAUCGUCAAGCACAACCUAUAGCAGCAAGA
Molecule: messenger RNA, 405 nt
Organism: Strongylus vulgaris
Lineage: Eukaryota; Metazoa; Nematoda; Chromadorea; Rhabditida; Strongylidae
Source: the annotation of a GenBank genome assembly